Messenger RNA from Spirodela intermedia, 5277 nucleotides. The record is from the annotation of a GenBank genome assembly. Lineage: Eukaryota; Viridiplantae; Streptophyta; Magnoliopsida; Alismatales; Araceae.
AUGGAGGGCCACCGUCGGGCGCAUGCGGUGGCGCUGUGCCUGCUAUGGCUGUGGGCCGGCGGGCUCUGCCAAGAGAACGCUGCCUCCGUCUACAUCGUCACUCUGAAGCAAGCUCCCACCGCCCAUUACUACGAUCUCCUGAGGAGUUCUAAGAGCAGCACCGGCGGCGGGGAAAGUGGCCCGAUGAACACUCUCAACAAGCCAAGGUGCGGCCUGUCUGUUCACAACUUCUCGGCCGCCUUCGUCCCCCAACUGGGUUCUGGUUAAUCUGAAGAUUUAAAUACUUGUUCAUCUGUGAUCCGCUCGGAUCUCGCCAUGGCUCUCUACUCUUCCUCUGUUUUUUCCUCAGGAAAAGCCACAUGUGUCGGGUCUCUGAGACAUUAUUAUUUAUUUGAUGAAGGGCGAAUAAUAUUGUUGAUGACAAACCCACCCAGAUAGAAAGUCCAAUUAUUUAUUGAUUCAUUACUUUUUUUAUGUGUUCAUCUGGAUCACUUCAGGAAUGCGUCAAGACCCGACGGAAGCUACGGCAAGAACCUCAUCCGCCUCCAUGACUCCCUCCUGAGAAGGGUCCUCAAGGGCCAGAACUAUCUGAAGCUCUACAGCUACCGCUACAUUCUGAAUGGGUUCGCCGUCCUGGUCACUGCCCAGCAGGUACAUCCCAUCUCCCGCUCGGAUCAUUCACACCCACCUGCAACUUCCCAAGAACAAAAAUUACAGAAAAAAAAAAUGAAUAUCAUAUUCUUGUGUCCAUCUUCGACCGUGAAAGGCGGAGAAGCUGGCGAGGAGGCAAGAGGUGGCGAAUGUGGCGGCGGAUUUCUCUGUGCGCACCGCCACGACCCACACUCCGGAGUUCUUGGGCUUGCCCAAGGGGGCAUGGGUCAAGGAAGGUGGAGCAGAUGUUGCAGGGGAAGGGGUGGUCAUCGGGUUCAUCGACACGGGGAUCGAUCCCACUCAUCCCAGCUUCUCCGACGAAGCUCCACUCAAUGUCUUCCCAGUGCCGCUUCAUUUCUCCGGCGUGUGCGAGGUCACAAGGGAUUUCCCAUCUGGGUCCUGCAACAGGAAGCUCAUCGGCGCCCGGCACUUCGCCGCCUCCGCCAUUACCAGGGGGAUAUUCAACGCGACCAAGGACUAUGCUUCGCCAUUUGAUGGGGACGGCCAUGGAACGUGCGUGCAUCAGUCUAGCUUCUUUUCUCUGCAUGAUUUUAUUUUUCCGAUUAUUCUUGCUAUUUUACUUCACUGCAGUAAAAUCGGCUCAAGUUUAUUUGACAGGGUUGGUAUUUAUUUUAUUUAUUUUAUCAUACUUUAUUAAGAUAGUCCACUUCUUUGUCAAUCUUCUUUGCUCAUUGAUCAUUUAUAAAAAUAUCAAAUGAUUGGAUAAAGGAGAGAUUACCUUGAUGUAGUCGGUUGUUCUUUUACUAAGAUAGUUCACUGCUUUGUCAAUUUUCUUUGCUCGCCACUUAUUAAAAUAUCAUAUCAAUCCAUAAGUGAAAAAUUAUCUUGAUCUAGCUGGUUGUUCUUUACUAAGAUAGUCCACUGCUUUGUCAAUCUUCUUUGCUUGUCAUUCUGUUAAAAUAUCAUAUGAUUGGAUAAAAUUAUCUUGAUGUAGUGGGCUGUUCUUCCACAGGCAUACAGCAUCCAUUGCAGCAGGAAAUCAUGGCGUCCCUGUUAUUGUCGCUGGGCAUCACUUUGGGAACGCAAGCGGCAUGGCUCCUCGUGCGCAGUAAUUAGUCAUCUUUUAAUAUUCUAUUAAUCUCUUUAUCAUAACACUGGAGAUUAUUUGAAUUUUGACUCUAUGUAUUUAUUUAUUUAUUUAUUUGGCAGCAUUGCUGUCUACAAGGCGCUUUACAAAAGCUUUGGGGGGUUUGCAGCUGACGUCGUUGCCGCCAUCGACCAGGUGCGUCUGAUGCUGAACUGCAGGCUUGGCUUCUGUUAUUUCUAGGCGUUGAGUGUAAUCAGUAUAUUUCUAGCCGCAAUUUCCUGAAGACUUGCCAGAUUUAGCAGGAUUACUGCCUCAGUCAACCCCCAUGGGAACUCCUACUCUGGAGAUUCUGGAGUUUUUUUUUUUUUUUUCGUUUUUAAGAGCUCGUUUAUUUUUAACUUGCUUCAAAUAUUUAAUAAAAAAUAAUGAUGCUUGUUCUGAAUUUCGGCUGCAAUUUUUUUAUAUAAUAAUUACGAUUUAUUAUAUCCACAGGCAGCCCAAGAUGGAGUAGAUAUAAUAAGCUUGUCGAUCACCCCCAACCGGCGUCCUCCUGGAAUAGCGACGUUCUUCAACCCCAUUGACAUGGCCCUUCUUUCGGCAGUAAAGACUGGCAUUUUUGUGGUGCAAGCAGCUGGAAACACGGGCCCAUCUCCAAGAAGCAUGUCUUCCUUCAGCCCAUGGAUAUUCACGGUCGGCGCUGCAGCCCAUGAUCGAGUCUACAGUAACUGCGUCGUCCUCGGGAACAAUCAUACUAUUUCAGGACUUGGGCUCGCACGUAAGUCUUAAAAGCUCCUUGUCCUUCAGGAUCAUGAGACCAUAAAAGGCGGUAUUUCUAUAUUUUUGCCACCAUUUAGAUGGUAAAAGGUCCCUGAUUGGGAGGCUCACUCCAUCAGAAAAUAUCCUUCACAGUCAUGAGAUAAUAAAAGGUGGUGUUUCUAUAUUUUCGCCACCAUUCAGAUGAUAAAAAGGCCCUGAUUUGGUAGAUUCUUAGGCUCGCUCUAUCAAGAAAUGAAAGCUAGUAAUAUUUUUAUUUUAUUUUUCAAUUUGUGUUCUUUUCUGGAUCAUUUUUUCUGCUCCAGGGCCCUGGUUUUUCAGAUGUGUCUGUUCCUCAUUUCUUGAAAUGAGGUACUUUUAGCCUUCUAUUUCAUUUCUCUAACAUAAAAUAACCAAAAAAUUAAACUCUUCAUAAAGUAUAUGAGGUCGUUUCAGCCUUCUAUCAUCUUUCACUCUCUCUCACUCUCCAUCUUUGGAUGUAAUUUCAGCGGGAACAGAUGGGGAUUCGAUGUACCCAUUGGUUUCCCCCAUUCAUGCUCUGAGAGACGAUGCAUCGGUGGACACUACGAGCAGCAUGUACGUGGGGGAGUGCCAAGACCCAAGCCCUCUAGAUAAAGAUUCCAUAAGUGGAAAUAUUCUGAUAUGCAGCUACUCAGUCCGCUUUGUGCUCGGUCUCUCCACGAUACGGCGGGCCCUGGAGACCGCAAAGAAUCUCAGUGCAAGGGGCAUUAUCUUCUACAUGGACCCUUUUGUGAUGGGCUUUCAGCUGAAUCCGACUCCCAUGAAGAUCCCAGGCCUGAUGAUUCCAUCUCCUGAAGAUUCCAAGGUAUUUGUACCAUCUUUCAUGAGCUCCCAUUUUUGUGGAAAAAAAAAACUAUAGGACAUUCUUCUCUCAUUAUGCCGAUCUGGGUCAACGCCCUAUCCCAGGAAAAUCCUCUGCCCUGACGCAUGCAGAUUAAAUUAAAAUUUCCCCUUUAAUUAUUUUCCUUUAUCCUUUGUGGGUAGGCUUUUAUUUUUUUCAACGAGGUACAGAAAACCUCAAAGAUCAGCUUCGAGAAGUAGAGGGGGUGUUUAUAGGUUUGACUUUGUGCCUGAUUUUUCCUCCAUUUAAUUUUAUUGUCUUAUCAUUUUCUUGGGUAGAUCUUUCUCCAAUACUACAACUCCUCGAUUGUGAGAGAUGAAGCCUCGAGAUCGGUCGUCAAGCUUGGUGGUGUUGCCAGGAUAUUUGGCGGCCUGAGGGCCAAUUACAGUAAUCUGGCACCCAAGGUGCUCUACUACUCCGCCAGAGGGCCCGACCCGGAGGACAACUCCUUCCACGAUUCGGAUAUCAUGAAGCCCAACCUGAUAGCCCCCGGCAACCUCAUAUGGGGGGCUUGGAGCUCUCUGGGCGCUGACUCCAUGGAAUUCCAAGGUAACAAAAGCCCAGCCCAUUCCGUCGUGUUCUUCCUUGCCAGGCACGGAUCCAAUGUGGCCUCUGUUGACCCGAUGGAGAAUUGCUCGUUCAUGGGCUUGAUCUGAUCUUCAAUUGUGUGGGAGGGAUGGUGACAAUUAGUGAAGGAUCAGUUCCAUUUUAUGCUGAAAAUAGAUGGGUGUUGACUUUUUGAAUAAUGAAUAAAUAACGUACUGAAUUAUGUUGGAAUUGCCCAUUCAUGGGUUUGAUUUCAGCAUCAAUUAUGUUGGAGGGAUGAUGAGAACUAAGAAAAUAUCAGCUCGUUUUAUGCUGAAAAUAGAUGGGUGUUGACUUUUUGAAUAGUGAAUAAGCUUACUGAACUGCCCCCUCUUGACCCCCUGAGAAUUCCCCAUUGCUGGUAUUGAUUUGAUCAUCAAUUAUGUGGGAAGGAUGGUAAUACUUAGGAAAGUAUAAGCUCGAUUUUAUGCUGAAACUAAAUGCGUGUUGACUUUUUUGAACAGUGAAUGAGCUUAGCUUACUGGAAGCGGAUUUUGUGAUUUCAGGGGAGAGCUUUGCUCUGAUCUCCGGAACCAGCAUGGCAGCACCGCAUGUGGCCGGGCUCGCCGCCUUGAUCAAACAGAAGUUCCCAGGUUUCAGCCCCUCGGCCGUGGCCUCCGCCCUCUCGACGACCGCCUCCGUUUAUGACAAGCAGGGCGGCCCCAUAAUGGCCCAGAGAGCCUAUACCAAUCCUGACGCCAGCCAGUCGCCGGCGACUCCAUUCGACAUGGGCAGUGGCUUCGUCAACGCCACCGCUGCCUUAGACCCGGGUUUAAUCUUUGAUUCAAGUAAACCCUCUCUCUCUCUCUCUCUCUCUCUCUCUCUCUCUCUCGCUAUUUUCUAUUUGUGCCAUCUGGGUCAUGCCUGAUUUUCUGUUAGGAGCUCUUUACUGGCAGAGAACGGAGGAUUCAUGACUGUUGGCGUUGACUUUGCAGGUUUCGACGACUACUUGUCGUUCCUCUGCGCCAUCAAUGGGUCGGGCCCCGUCGUUCUGAACUACACAGGCCGUGGAUGCGGCGGCGCUACCGUUGACGCCGGUGAUCUCAACCUGCCCUCCAUCACCGUCUCGCUGCUGAACCAGUCGAGGACCGUCUCGAGGCGGGUCACCAACGUCGCCGGUGACGAGACCUACGCCGUCACCUGGAGCUCCCCCUUCGGCGUCUCGGUCUCCGUUUCGCCGUCACGCUUCUUCAUCUCUGCCGGCAGGAGUAGGGUUUUGACUUUCGUCCUCAACGCCACCAUGAACAGCUCGUCGGCGAGCUUUGGACGGAUAGGGUUGUACGGAACCGGAGGCCAUGUCGCCAGCAUACCGCUGUCGGUGAUUUCCAAGGUCAACUUUGACAAAGAGGUGAAGUGA